This is a messenger RNA of Eimeria acervulina, 1728 nucleotides long. RefSeq lists its product as hypothetical. Gene Ontology annotation, biological process: regulation of signal transduction. The record is from RefSeq and is a predicted model, not a curated record. Lineage: Eukaryota; Apicomplexa; Conoidasida; Eucoccidiorida; Eimeriidae. Bases 1 to 1728 code for a protein of 575 amino acids. Gene Ontology annotation, cellular component: endoplasmic reticulum membrane. The transcript has 11 exons.
AUGCGAGCUCCUCCUCCGAAGCGUUUUUGGGCAUGGGCGGCGGUUAUCUGCUUGGGGGCUUUCUAUGCCUUCUCCGUCGCACAGGCAGGGAGCCAGAUGUCCUUGACAGGCUACAGACCCCUGCAGUAUAAAGCAGCGGCCAACUUCCCCUUGGGCCCUUGGGGCCGCGUGUCGCUUCCGGGGGCCUCCUUGUGCACUUGUGAGAAGCUGUUAGACGGACUGGCGGCGACCGGAGCAGCCUCCUCCCGCGUCCUCUGCGUCGCGAGGGCAACGGCUCUCACCGCCGAACAGGUGGAGAAGCUGCUGGGGCUUUCUCAUUUCGUGCUGGUGUUGCUGCCUCCGGCAGGGGUUCCCCUGAGCGCAGCAGCAGCAGAAGAAAUAAAGCGAAUAGAAAAAUUGCUGCUAGACCGACACAGCGCUGCCUCUGUUGUCUUUGCACGGGAGACAAAGGACGCUACGGCGUUGCUAGAAAGACUGAACAGGGACGGUAAGGAACCUCUAUGGAGCCAAGGGAAUGCAUACCUGCCGCGGCGCGUUGGCCCAGGAGCUGCAGCCUAUCCCGUCUGUCAAGGGCGUUACGCUGACGCUCUCAUGUGGCUGGCCCGAGAGCUGAAGAAGAUCUACAAACAAGAACCGCUCAACUACAGCGUCGCCUUCGUCUUGGCGGAUGCAAGCGCAAUGAACUACGAAGGGGUUUUGGAGUGGAUAGGGCGCGCAGACCCGAGGCUGCUGAAUGCCACGCGGUACGUUUUGUGCUUGGACAAUGUAGCGUCCACCUCGCUGAGUCUACACACUCCGAAAGCCUACAAAGACCCAGAAGCUGCUCGUUUCCUCCAGACACUGGAGAAUGCGAUGAAGGAGGAAGGGGUUCAGCUGACUACCCGCACGAAAAAAAUCGCUGCAGGGGAGAAGGUGUUGUCGUUCUGGCCCCACGAGCACUUCACAAGAGCGAAGCUCAUUGCAGGGACUCUUUCAGCGGAAGCUGAACUCAAACACCUCUGGAAUCGAAGCUCUCUGACGGAUGACAGCCUGAGUAAAGACGCGCUUGUGAAGACCGUACGCGGCCUUGCAGAAGGCACUGCGCGGUUCUUGGCGAACUCGAGAGACCAGAAUACUCGCUUGACAUUCAAAGGAGGCGAAGAGGAAUUGGAGGUCUUCAUCAGCUCAUGGGUUCAGUUCUGUAACAAAACCCCCAGGCAAGCGGAUGCUGCUGGCACGGCCAUAGUCGCCCACACGCCCACGACGCAGUCAUUUACACCUGCGGGAGCACCGACUCGCUAUGUUGUUGUUGUAAAUGGGUUCUUCGCCUACAGAAACGUUGCAGAUUACAUGGGCUCUUCCUUUGCAAACCGCGUGUUUUUGAAAUCUUUGGCGGAUGAGAUGGAGAACGCUGGACUGACCACUGAGAUGCAUGAAUUCGACGUAGACAUGGGAGGCUUUUCUUUCUCUUAUGAGCCCCCAGUAACCCUUGAAAUAGCGGAGAGCCGCUCCACUUUCUUUGACUGGCUUCUUUUGCUUGGGGCUGUCACUUACUCUAUUGCUAUUUACUUGGCAAUUAGGGGCGCCGCGUCUACGAAAUUGCUGGAAAGUGAGUUAUACAAAAAUGUGCUCGUCUGUGCCCUGUCACGCCGCCUCUCCUGCGAGCGCCCGGACUUCUCAUGCUCACGAGGGGAAGUCGAAGCUCUAGAAGUGCAUUUGAAUGAAGUUGUCGAAUGUUUGCAACCGUGA